UAAAUAAUCAAACUAUAUUUAUGUACUAGUCUUAUAGUCUAGCCGCCUACAACUUGCAACUACGUCCGAUAUUAUUAUUAUUAUUAUGACUAACCCUUCUAUUUGCGGCUUAUUAAUUUUAGGGCUGCUAGUUUUUUACAACACGCUUAGCUUCCUAUUUUUGCCCUGUCUAUCCUUAACCACAUUCAUAUUUGGUGACUCCUUGGUCGAUGCUGGUAACAACGACUAUCUCUUCACCCUCUCUAAAGCCGACUCUCCUCCUUAUGGUGUAGACUUCUCACCUUCUGGCGGCAAACCAACUGGGAGAUUCACUAAUGGUCGGACUGUUUCCGACAUUAUAGGACAGUCUUUAGGAGGUAACUCAUUUCCUCUGCCAUUCCUAGCUCCAAACUCCCUGAUCAAUGCAACUCAUGCUGGAAUAAAUUAUGCCUCGGGAUCAGCUGGAAUACUGGUUCAAACUGGAACCAUGUUUAUUGGAAGAAUCCCACUACAGGAGCAAGUGAACUACUUUGAGCAAACUAAAGCUCAUCUAGUUGGUAAAAUGGGAGAAAAAGCUACGAAAAGUUUUAUAAAGAAUGCAGUUUUCUCAAUAACAAUCGGUUCUAAUGACAUCCUCAACUAUAUCCAACCAUCCCUACCAUUUAUUGGACAAGAUAAGGUUCAACCUGCCAUUUUUCAAGACCAGAUGGUCUCCAACUUCACAAUGCAGCUCAAGCGAUUACUCAAGUUGGGGGCGAGGAAGUUUGUGAUAGUAGGGAUUGGACCAUUGGGAUGCAUACCAUUUGUUCGAGCUAUCAAGCUAGGAUGGUUCGAGAAGUGCUCGAAUGAGGUGAAUGAGUUAAUUCAAGGCUACAACAAAAAACUCAAUAGAGAGCUAAGGUUGCUUAACAAAGAAAUGGGAAAUAAGGCCGUGUUUGUGUACGCGAAUUCCUACGACAUUUUCAUGGAUAUCAUAUCUAACUAUCAACACUAUGGAUUUGAAGAUGCAAAGGACCCGUGUUGUGGUGGGUAUUUCCCACCAUUUAUGUGCUUCAAAGGGACAAACACAAACACAAGUUCGAUAAUGUGUGAAGAUAGAUCAAAAUAUGUGUUUUGGGAUGCAUACCAUCCUACUGAAGCUGCUAACCUAAUCUUGGCCAAGAAAAUGCUUGAUGGUGAUGAAAAAGCCACUUCCCCUGUCAAUAUUCGGCAGCUUUACAAUUCCCAAAACUAGGCUCUAAUGAAUGUUGUAGUCAUUAAAAAGAAAAUAACGGUAUGAACUCAUGUGUAGUUAUUUCACAAUCAUUAAUUGUAGUGCUUAAUAUUAUAUCCUAAUGGGUGAAUGAUUGUGUUUAUUUA
Messenger RNA from Spinacia oleracea (spinach), 1338 nucleotides. RefSeq names its product GDSL esterase/lipase At5g41890. Bases 86 to 1213 code for a protein of 375 amino acids. The record is from RefSeq and is a predicted model, not a curated record. NCBI's taxonomy places the organism in Eukaryota, Viridiplantae, Streptophyta, Magnoliopsida, Caryophyllales, Amaranthaceae. The transcript is spliced from 5 exons. Gene Ontology annotation, molecular function: hydrolase activity, acting on ester bonds.